CGACCAACACCACACAACCACACCCACAACCACCCAACAACCACCCAACAUCUCCUUCAAACCCAAACCCGCCCCUUCCUCUCCUCCCUCCUCCCCGGCUCCUCCUCCUCCAACAACUCCUCCAACAGCAACAAACGCCACGUCACCGCAACCCGCACCCUCCCCUACCCCCCAGCCCCAUUAUUCCAAAUAAUCUCCUCCGUGGAAUCCUACUCAUCCUUCCUCCCCUUCCUAACCGCCUCAACCGUGACCCACCGCGACGCGACCACCAACCUCCCCACCCGCGCAUUCCUCACAGUCGGGUACGGACCGCUCAGCGAGACCUUCACGUCGAAGGUAACCUGCGACGAGAAGAACUAUAUCGUGGAGGCGAAGAGCGGGGCGGAGUUUGGGAUCGCCACUAAGGAGGGGCAGGAUGGGUUGGGGUUUCCGGGUGCGGAUGAGGGGAUUUUUGAGUAUUUGAGUACGAGGUGGGAGUUGAAUGAAGUUAAAAAAGAGGAUGGAAGUGGGGAUGGGACGGAGGUCAAGUUGGAUAUUCGGUUUGAGUUUCGGAGUCAGUUGCAUGCUAUGUUGAUGGGGAAGGUGGAGGGGGAGAUGGCCGGGGUUAUGAUUCAGGCUUUUGAGAGGAGGAUUAGGAGUGUUUUG
Molecule: messenger RNA, 645 nt
Organism: Aspergillus sclerotioniger CBS 115572
Lineage: Eukaryota; Fungi; Ascomycota; Eurotiomycetes; Eurotiales; Aspergillaceae
Product: ubiquinone-binding COQ10-like protein
Exons: 1
Biological process (GO): cellular respiration; ubiquinone biosynthetic process
Cellular component (GO): mitochondrion
Molecular function (GO): ubiquinone binding
Source: RefSeq, a predicted model, not a curated record